Molecule: messenger RNA, 519 nt
Organism: Colletotrichum fioriniae
Lineage: Eukaryota; Fungi; Ascomycota; Sordariomycetes; Glomerellales; Glomerellaceae
Source: RefSeq, a predicted model, not a curated record
AUGCAAGGGAAACUCAUGGAAGUCGACCUCGGCGACGAAGUCCGCGCCCGGAACCAAGCCAUGACGGAAAAAGCUGCCCGCCGCCUCCUAGGCGAAGCCGUCGACGAAGACACCGGCGGCCGGCGAGCCAAGAAACCCCGCCUCGGCAGGGACGGUAAGCCCUGGCGACCCAGGAACAGGCGCACCAGCGACGACAUCAAGCGCGACCAACUCGUCGAAGAGAUUCUGCGCGAGAACAGACUCGACGUCUACGAUGUACCAAAACCACAGGAACCCCAAAACGACGGCGACGGCGACGCAGACGACCGCAUCGCCGAGGAGUUCCGGCGCGAGUUCAUGGACGCCAUGGUCCAGCGCCAACAAAAGAAGAAGACGGCAGCGCCGGCGGCCCGCGCCGGGGCUCGCAAGGCCGAUGAAGAAGUCCUCAAGGGUCCGAAGCUGGGCGGUAGUCGCAACGCUAGAGCCGCCAUGCGCGAUUUGCUCUUGAAGAAAGAAAAGGAGAAGGACUCUAGAAGAUGA